Messenger RNA from Paramecium primaurelia, 6742 nucleotides. Lineage: Eukaryota; Ciliophora; Oligohymenophorea; Peniculida; Parameciidae. The record is from the annotation of a GenBank genome assembly.
AUGAAAGAUGUUUAAAAAUAAUAGGCAAUACCAGAUGCAUAUAGAGUUUUUGUAUUAAUUUCCAUCACUAAUUUACUUGUGAGUCUUGAUCAUGGAAUAAUUCCUGCAGGUUUUUAAUUAAAAUUUAAAAUGUUAAGCAAGUGUUCAAAUACAAAGCACAUUAAAAUUAUCAAAUUAAGAAUUAGGUGUAUUGGGAUCUUUAGUAUAUGCAGGCACUGUUGUUAUGGGAUUUAUGGCUUCCUUUAUCUAUUUGAAAUACAAUCCACUAAGAGUUAUUGAAAUCAGUAUGAUUACUAUGAUUUUGAGUCUUUUUGUGUUUACACUACAAUUUGAUACUGCAUGGCCUUAUUAUUUAAGUCGAUUCAUAACUGGAGCAGCUUAAGCUCCAUUAAUAGUUUAUUUCCCUGUUUGGGUAGACACUUUUGGUUAAGAUAGCAAAACAGUAUGGUUAACAAUCCUAUAAGGUGGAGUACCUUUUGGAGUAUUUGUAGGAUAUGUAUUGGCUAGUGUGAUAGCAGCAUAAUGGAAUGUAAUAUAAUUGAGAAAUUAUAAAAAGUGGCGAUGGGCAUUUUAUUUAUAAAUUGGUGUACUUGUACCUAGUAUUGUAUUGAUUUCCAGAUAACCUCAAUAAAACAUAGAUGUGAGACCCUAUGUGAAGGAUAGUAAUAAGACUUAUGAAAAGAUGCCUUAUUUCUAAUUAAUAAAAUUAACUUUAUAAUCUAGAUCAUAUGUUGUAAUGACUAUAGUUUUGGGAAUGUUAUACUUUUCAGUAACAGGAAUAUAAUUUUGGAUAUCUAAUUAUUUAGUUACAGUCUUGUGUUUUAAUUAAGGUUUAGUGAAUACACUUUUUAGUUUAGAUUCAAUUACAGGUCCUACUCUUGGAUGUGUAUUAGGUAGAUAAUUAAUUUAAUAUUAUUUGUAGGAGGAUUAGUAACUUAACAUUAUGGAGGAUAUGAUUCUAAGAAUGCUUACUAUAUCACAUGUAUUGCAGCUGUAUUUGGAUCCUUAGCUUCUAUUUGUGUAACAUUCACCUCUAAUUUAUGGGCAAUUACAGGAUUUAUUUGGUUAUUACUCUUUUUUGGAGGUGCUUUAGUACCAAUUAUGACUGGUAUAAUGCAUAAGUAACUUUUAGGGAUAGUAUUAUCAUCAGUAAAUUAAGGAAUGCGAUCGUUUGCCAAUUCCAAUACAACUACUUAUGUGAAUUUAUUUGGAUAUUUACCAGCUCCUAUAGUUUAUGGAUAUUUAUCUUCGAUUUCACCAAAUUUAGGAUAUUAUUGUUUGAUGUAUUGUCCAAGUGUUGGAUGUUUAAUGAUUUUAUGGACAACUUAUCAUGAAAGAAGAAGGGAUUAUUUUGUUGAGGAUAAAUCAAUGGAAUCUAUGGAAAUGCAUCCACCUUCAGCUAGAAGUUCUAUGAUGUAGAUUAUUCAUAAUUUUCAUAAUCAAUCUGAUGGUAAUGAUAAUAGGGUUAUAUAAAGAUCUUGUAAAGGAGGUAUUGGAAUUUCAUUCAACACCAAUUAAUAAUAUCACUACAACUCUUUACUACGAAAAGUAAUUAUGAUUUGUAACAAAAGGAUUUUUUGUUUAUUGUUUAUUUUAAAAUAAUAUAAUAAUUUUUACUUUUUAAAUUACAUGUCUGAGAAUACACUUUUUAAUGAAUGUUUAGCUUGUAAGAUGAAAUUUGAGACAAGAUAAUAAUUGGAGAACCAUGUCAAGAAGGUAAAUAUUAAUUAUCUUAUAGAUUAGUUUUGUGUGGGUUCAGAUUAUGGGUCUUAAAAUAAAUUAGAAGAGAAAUAUUAAAGAGAAUUAUUAAAUUUAAAAAAGAGUAAUGCUCCUGGUGCAAGAGAAAUAAUUGAGACUGGUAGACCUCAAUAAGGUUAAUAAUAAAAGAAUCAAUUAUCUUUAGAAUCUAUGAAAGAUUAAAUUAAAUAAUAAGAUGAUGAAUUCAAAAGAUUAAAUAGAAUGGCUUAAAAAAGAAGAGAAGAUGAAAUGGAAGAUGAAUUAAAUAAAUUAAAAAAUGAUAGACAAUAAAUUAAAAUGAAAAGAGAUGAUGAUAGAUAAGCAUUUGAAGAAUUGUUACAUGAAGUUGAAUAAAAAAAAGAGAAAGAAAUAAGAGCUAGAAUAGAAAAGGAUGAAAUUAGAAGAGCUUUAAUGGAUUUAGAGAAAGCUAAAUUAACAGCUAUUGAAUAAGAGAGGAAAAGAGAAUUAGAGAAACUUAUUGCUGAGAGGGAAGCUCUUAGAAUGAAAGAAAAUGAACUUAUUAAAGAUAUUGAAUAAAUGGAAUAGAAUACAAGAAUGCUUGAUUAAAUGAGAUAAGAAGAAGUAUCAAAAAUAAAUAAUGUUAUUGAAGGUAUGUAAUUAAAAUAAAAAAAUAAUACAAAAUUGAAUGAAGAUUUAAUAUAAGAAAGAUCUGAUAAUGUUGCAAAAUUAAAAUUAAAAAGAGAAUAAUUAGAAGGAGAACGAUUAAGAAUUAUGGACAAUUUGGAUAAAUUACGAAAUGGUGAUUUAAAAGCUGCAUAAAGAGGAGGUACUAUGAAUUUAGUGGCUAAUGCAAAGAAUAUUUUAGGUGAUAUGAAAUAAAUGGAGAAUUUUAAUGCUAAAUUACAUGAUGGAAGAUUUGUAGAAUAAUAACAAAGAAUAAAUCAAUUGAAAUAAUAGAAACCUGAAUUUAUGCCAUUUGAUGGAGAUGAAGCUUAUGGAUAAAGAGCAACUGUUGGAUAAUAAGCUGUUGAUAUGUAUAGAUCUAGAAAUCCUCAAACUUAGGGAGAACUUUAAGCAUUUAGAUAAGGAAUUGAAUAGCAUGCAAAUAGUAUGAUGGAUUAAAGUUUGUCAUAGAGUGUCAAUAUGAGUUAAGUUAAGAGAUAACCUUCUUCAUAAGUCAAUAGAGCACCUGCUACUAGAUUAUAACCCUAAUAAACUAUAUAGAGUUUUCCUGAUGUUAAUUAAUAACUUUAAUAAUAAUAAUAAUAAUAAAUUGAAGUCUUAAAAAAUGCUUGGGGUGUUCCUAUUCCCUAAUUUCAAAAUAAUUAAUUUUAAAUGUUACCAUAAUAAUAAUAACCAUAAGCACCAUAAUUUCUAAAUAAUCCAAUGAUGCAAUAUAAUUAAUUUGCUUAACCAUAAAUGAUGCCUGCUUACAAUCCAAUAAUGCAAUAAUAAUCAUAAUAGUAAGGACCAACAGCAUUUGGAUAAUUUGCUUUGAAUUAAUUAGCAUUGAAUUAGGAAGGUAAAAAAAUGAAGGAUCCAUGGAGCAUUUUCAAUAGAAAAAAUGAAUUUUUUUUGAUGAAUGAAGUAAGAGGUGUUGAUUUAACUGAAGAGGAGAGAGUAUUAAUGAGUUUAUAGGCUUAAGAAAUUGAUAGUCUUAGAGUAAUUUCAAGGAUUCCUGUGGGGACAGAAUUGUAUAGAUUUAAGGUUGAGUAAUAUAAGGAAUUAUCUACAAUGAGGGCUGAAAUAGAGAAGAUUGUUUAGGAGUAACGUUUAUAGGAUGCAAGAAGAGAAUUUGAGAUGGAAAGGAGAGAGGAUGAUAGAUAAUGGGAGAAUGAGAAAUGGGUAGAUGAUAAUAAGAAAUUUAUAAUAGAGAAUAGAUUAAGAAAAGAUAAUACUUAGAAAAGAUAGUAGAUGCAAUAAUACAAUUAAAGUGAGGGAUUUGUAGUUCAUUGGGAUUAUACAUUAGGAUUACCUAGAAGAAGUAAUUACAGUUAAGUUGUAUUCGGUGUUUAUAAUGGAUAAUAAGUAAUUUGUUAGCCAAGAUUAGUUGAACCUAGAGAAAGUGAAACAGAAAAUUAAAAUCAUAAUAGAUGCAUUUUUGGUGAUGCUCAUUAAGUUUUUGAGGUACCUGCACAUCCAGAUACUUUGAUGAUUAUGGAAGUUUAAAUUCCUUUCAGCAAAAGAGUUGAAGAUAAUGUAGGUAGAACUGAAACAUAUGGAUGGACUCAAGUGGAUCUAUUUGAUCAUAAUAAAUAAUUAAAGAGAGGAAAAUUUAAAUGUCCUGUUUAUUAUGGACCUACAAGUCCAGAGAUUACUGUUGAAGAAAUAUAGAACUUAGAACCAAUUCCUAAUUGUUGGGUUUACUUUAGAAUAGGUUAUCCAAAUGAUAAAGAUUAUGGAGAAGUAAAAACUAUUUAUCCUGAAUAAACUCAACAUGAAUAUAUAGUACCUUAUAUCCAUUUGAGAGGAUUAUUUGGAAAGAGAGAGAAGGUUAAAAAUAUGAGAGGAAUGGAAGAAAGCUAUGAAACUAGAUAUGGGGGCAGAGGAUAUAAGAUGAUUGAGGAGAUUAUAGAAGAGAGUUAAUUGAUGGGUUAAGGAGCAGGAGGUAAAUCUAAUAUGGAAGAAUAUGAGAUAACUGGAUAACCACCUCCUAUGUAAAAAUAUGGGGUUAGAUAGGAAGAACCUCCUAUUGAAGAUGAUGGAAAAUAAUAAGGAUUGAGAUUGAUCAUUUAUAGAGUUGAUAAUCAUUAAGCUAGGUCUCAUUUAAGAGUUAUGGCAGGAUUAUUUGAGGAAGGAAAUUUAGUUUUGGAUGCUAAUGGAUUACCAGUUGCAUUUAAUACAUCUAUACAUAAUCCAUUAGAUCAAAAGAAUAGACAAGUUUUAUAAAAUGAAAAAUUUAUUAUACCUUUACACAAACCUAAUGUAGAAUAUGAUGGAAUGAAUAAUAAAGCAUCAGGUCAGGAUAUAGUAUUUUAAGAGGAAUAUAGAGUAUUUAGAAAUUUAUAUGCAAUGACUAAGAAAAACAAGAAGGACUUAUAUAUUGGAUUGUAGGUAGUAGAAAAACCAGAACCAGUUGAAUUGUAGGAAUCCAUAUUAAAUGAAACUUAAAAGAAUUAUGCAGGUUUAGAAUUUGAUUUAAAGGGAUGGCAAUUUCUCAAAUUAACUUAAGAAGAUGGCAGUCUUUUGACUGGAAGAUUCAAAAUGAAAUUGUUUAAACCUCCUUUAAGACGUCCACCUAUAGAUCCUACUAAAGUAUAAGAAAUGGAUGAAGUAAUUGAUUUUGCUUUACAUUAAUUUUCAUAUACAGAAAAAGAUAUUGAAGAAUUUAAAAAAUAGAUGAAAAAUAAACAUAAGAAACCAAAAUUAGAGGAGAUUAAAGAUAUACCAUUAGAUAAUAGUCCAUAUAUACCAAAUUUUUAGUAAUAAUGGAUAAAUGAAUAAUUUGAAAGAAGACAUGGUAUAGAUUUUUAUAUAGAUGGAUUAAGAUUCUUACCUGAUAAAGUUACAGCUUGUAAAAUGUACAUGGAAGUUUAUAAUAGAAGAUAUGAAAAAUUAUUUGAAGCUGAAACUGCAGCUCCUGAUCUUAAUAGUAUGGCUUAUAAUCCAACAUUCUAUUUUAGAAGAGAAUUAAGAAAAGAAAAAUUUGAUCCAACUGCUAUAGCAUUGAUUACUGUUGUAACAGUAGACAAAAGUACUAAUGAUAACAGAAUUGUUGGUUAUGCUGCUAUUAAUCUAUUUUUGAAUCCUGGUACUAAAUCAUAACCUGAAGAUUCAAAUGAAGAUAAUUAUGUAGUUUAUUCUGGAGCAUAUCAGAUACCAUUAUUUAGUUAAUAAUUGGACAGAACACCACCAUUUGAUAUGAAAAAAAUGUAAAUAAUAUUUUGAAAAUUUAGUUAUUCUCAUGAAAGAUCUCCAUGUUGUACUGUAUUGGUCAGAAUGUAUAAAGCACCUUUAAGUGAAGAUGGCAAAAGAGCCUUAUCCAUUAAAGAAUUUCCUAGCUUAAAAGAUCAAAUAGCUAGAAAUAUAAUGAGACCUCGUCCUUAAUAUGGAGCAGGUGCUUACAACACUGAGUUAGCUCCUAUAACUGAAUCAGAAAAUGAAUUAUUUGCUUAAAGAACUAUCAGACCUGAUAUAAGUGUUCGAGAAGCUGCUUAUUUACUAAUAAAAGGAGAAUAAAUUAAUAGAUAAUAUAAAGAUAAUGAAAUAAUUAAUUAUUUGGACAAUCGUAUAUCCUUAACUCAUGAUACAUUUAUGAUUGAUAUGAUGUAUUUUGCCAAAUAUAGACCACAAGCAGGAUUUAAAUUAACUGUUGAUGGAUUACAUAAUGUUGUUAAUCAAUCACAUAUGUAUGUAGUCUUUUAUUCCUUAUCAUAACCAGGAACAUUUUAUUUAGAACCUAGAGAUGUUACUUAAGGACAUAUGUGUUCUAAUUAUGAUUUUGAUUCUAAAAUCAAUACUCCUGAAUAUGAUGAUGCUUGGUUUAAAUUCAAAGAAAAUGCUAAUAGAUAUCAAAACAUCAUUUUGGAUAUUAAAUCAGUACCAUUUUCUAAACCUGAUGGAGCUAUUUCUGAUGUAGGUUGGACUAUAUUACCUGUGUUUUCACCUGAUAAUUAUGUUAUGUCUAAUUGUUAUCAAUUACCUGUUUUUAGAGGAUCAGUCCCAAGAGCUGUAAUUGAAGAUAUUAAAAAAUAAGAUACUUGGGAUUAUCUUAGAGACUAAGUAACUAAUAAUAAAGUAUUUUAUCUCAAAAAUAUGUCUAUCAUUGUUAGAUUAGUAGAUGCUUAAAGAGAAGUAAUUUAUUAUUUCAUUUUAGGGACAUUUUAAUAAACGUAUGGAUUGUGAUAGAUUGUAAUAUAAGUAUCUACCAUAAGGAGAACGAAUCAAAUAAUGGUCUUACAAUCCUGCUGUUGUUUUGGAUUAGAUGAGUAUGAAGACUAUUAAAUCUUUAAUACCAUUCAAAGACAAUCCAGCUGCUUUUAACAGAAAAGUCACAGAGUAUUUUGCCAAUUCAUAUGGUUUAACUCAAUAUCUUGGAAGUUGA